CGAAUCUAAAGAAAAAAUAAAAGUAGUGUUUUUAAAAUUAAGUGUUUCUCGGCAUUGGUUAAAGUGAUCAACUUAUAUUUAACAUAAAUGUAAAACAAAACAAAGUUAUCAAUGAAUUCACCAGAAAAUCUACAAGUGACAAAUGGUGUAUGAUGUGUUUAACAUAUUUGGACCAGGCUUACCAGAAGGUAAUACUUUCUUGGACUUAGCAUUAUUUGCCUUCUUGAUAGCUGCUGCACUCGUCAUUGUUUUGGGUCUUAUAAUUUGGUGUAUCUACAGUCUUUGCGGUCGUUGGCGUCGACCAAUUCCAAUUACUAGGUCAAUGAUUGAAAAUGCAGAUCUUUCACCAAGCCAAAUUUAUGAUGCAGGCCUAGUUCCGCCAAGUUUGGCCUUUAAAAAUAGUGAAACAUCAAUGUCAACAGCUGAAACAACUGCAACAACUAUUGGGGCUGACAAAAGUGUUAAAUAUGGGUCUGUCAGAAAUGAAAAGUCUGGUUCUGCUAAGAAUCAAUUUAAAUUAGCUGGGAAAAAGAAAUCAACUGAGAGUAUAAUCAGCAUGAAUCAAAUGUUUGGGAAAAAAGAGCUAAGCCGAUCUCCUUCUAGAACCACUCAAUUAUCUUAUAUGAUGAGUCCUGUUGAGAAAGCACCUGCUAAAAAAUAAUUCAAGUUGAAUUCAGACAAUAUUUUAAUCCAAUGUGUAAUUUAAUCCGAACACGAUUAACAGUUAUUAUUACUAAUGCUAGUAAAUUAAAAAAUGAUUAUGUGAUCCUGUGAUAUUUCGAUAUUUUAUCCCAAUACUAUCGAUAUACUUGGUUCGAUUGAUGAACCGUUUUUAAACCGACUUAUCUUCAUCUAUCUUUGUUUUUCUUGCCUUCAAAACCAGUUCAUCUUUAAUUUAUUACACAAUUAUUUUGAAUUAAAAUUAAUUUUACUGGGUUUAGUAAUCUUCUUUUAACAAUAUAAUACUCUGCCAACUUUUAAGUGCAUUGGAAAUGAUCCGAUCCAACAGCCACCUUUAGUUUGUUGUGAUAAUCAGAUGUUUUUCUGAUAUAAAAAUCUUGAGGGUUUAUCUUUUUGCAUCAUAUCUAUUCUAACGUGUUUUAUGUUCUUAUGUUUUUUCAAUUAAAUUGAGUUGUAAAAGUUAUUCAAGUUUUCCACCAUGGAUCUCUAUGAAGAGGUUAAAAAGAAAAACACGGUGGCGUUCUUUGGAAAUGACGUUUACCGACGCUUCAUUUCUCUUUGUGUCAUCAAUCGCUUUGGUUAUCAGAUUCGUAAGAAAAAUGGCCAAGUUAGACGGAGCUUUAUUCUUGUCUCUGAUGUUAAUCAAGUGCACCUGGAAGCACAAACUAUCAGGAAUCACACUGAUUUGGGCGUUGCCGAAUUCUCAAGUGAUGAUAUUCAGUUUGAUAAAGAAUCAUGGACUGAACAAUUUAUAGCUAAUCAUGUCUUUGUAAUGAGUUGCUCUCUUUUUUCAACUCUUCUUUCUCCACCUCUGAUUUCACUUUCCUCGAUUAAUUUGAUCAUACUGAAUGAUUGCCACUUAGUUUUGCGAGAUGAAAGCUAUAAGAAGGUUUCUUCAUUUCUACAGUCCGUGGACCCUUCGAUAACUCGUGUGUUGGCGUUUGCUCCUAGUCUUAUGAAACAUCACCAAAAGCCAGCUGUAAUAGAAGCAAUAAUUACUAAAAUGGAGAGAUUAUUACGGGCAACUAGAAAUACUGUCGCUGAUGUAAGAAUUUCCUUUCGUUUUCCAGUUAAACCAAAAGGAAAAGUAAUUUAUUACGAUGAUUAUCCUAUCUCUUUCGACCUUUACAACGCUGAUCAAAUUAGUCAACUUUUGACAGACUUGAAUACCUUAAUUGUUGGCUGUCAAGAAGUUUUUGUUUCUGAGCCUGGAAUAAAUGGACAAACUCUAUUAAAGACUCUUAGACAAUUUUUCUCCACUAUUAAGACAAUGGGACCUUUUUGUGCUAUGGAAUUAGCUGAAAUUUACGCCAAAGAAGUUGCAGAGCUUGUUGUUAAUUCACGAGAUUUUCGAUGUGCUGCUGUAACUUCAACCUUAAUCACCUUUUUUCAGUAUGUUCAAGUCACAUUACGACACCAAUUAUCUCUACUUCAUCCAAACCAACAACUUCAAACCAAUGUACCUGAGAAAAUGCUAUCCAUUCUCAAAGUUCUCUUAGACUUUGUCCCAGAUCCGGAAGCUACACAAUCAGAGUCGGUAAAACAUCAUUCUGGUCUUAAUGGUAUUAUUUUUGUAGAAGAUCGAACAACGAUUCGACUUUUAGCUGCAUGGCUGCGCUCAGUUUCUUUAAUUAUUGAUUGUUUCAAUUUUCUCAAAGUGGAUUAUUUGGUUCGUGAUAAUAAGCUCUUAUAUAGCUCCGAUCCAAAGGAUAAUAUUCCGUCUACUUCUCGGUUUGAAAGUACGAUGUAUAAGUAUCGCAAGCAUGAAAUAAAUUUGCUCAUAGUCUCAAGCUGUUUCGAGGAGGAACUCGAUGUAUCUAAAUGUAACUUGGUAAUUAGGUAUGAUUUUCCAGAAACAUUUUCCCAGUAUCUCCACAGCAAAGCAAAACUGCGAACUGAUUACGGUAAAUAUGUCCUUUUCAUUCCAAAAAAUGAGCCCUCUAAGUCACAAUUCGAACAAAAGUUACGUGAAUUGUUAUCUAUGGAAAACAUCAUUAAAGACAAAGAAUUAGAAGUUCAGGGACCCCCGCCAUAUGAUACUCUGGCUGAUCUUUAUCCAGCUUACACUACUAGUAAAGAUAUCAGUGUCGACUUGUCCAAUUCAUUAAAUGUCCUUUAUCGAUAUUGUGCGCGAUUACCAAGUGACACCUUCACUCGAUUGGUCCCUAUUUACAUGUAUGAGCAAUUAGAGGAUGGACAAAUUAAAUGUACAGUUUAUCUCCCAACCAACUCUCCUGUUCGAGAUCCAAUAUCUGGCUUACCAGCGAAACAUCAAGAAAUUGCUCAAAGAUCAGCUGCUAUCGAAUGCUGUAAAGCACUCCAUCAAGCUGGUGAACUCAAUGACUACCUAUUUCCAGUAGGUAAAGAAAACAAUAAAUGCCUUGAAGAAUUAGGUAUCAAGCGUCACAAACGUGGUCCUCGUGGCGCAGAAGAAGAGCAAGAAAGACCUGGAACAACAAAACGAAGGCAAAGUUAUCAGAAGAAAAUAGCUGAAGCGUUAAGAGGAAAAGAUAUUGCUCCUGGUGAACCUUGUUUCAUGUACAUAUUUCUAAUGUCAUUAACUUGUCCGAUUCCUGAAGAACAAAAUACUCGUGGAAGAAAAUUAAUCGAUCCUAUGGAUUCUCCACGAUUUUUUGGUCUUCUUACUCACUCUAGAAUAUCUAGAAUUUGUGAUUUUCCUGUUUAUACAAGAUCUGGAGAAGUUAUUGUAUCAAUGAAAUGGGCUGCAGAAAAUGUAACGUUUAAUUCAGAUGAAAUUGAAAAAAUCAAAAGGUUCCAUCGAUUCACUUUCACUGAUGUCCUUCAUCUGGUCAAAGAUCCAAUGGUUUACGAACCAGCUGAAGCUCCUUCUUCAGUUCUUGUUUUGCCAGUUAAUUACGCAGCGAGUUCAUCCAAAGAAAUCCCUGCUUCAUUUACAAUCGACUCCGAUAGUGUUACAAUUGAUUGGGGAUUUAUUGAUAGAGUCCUUUUUUACGAGCAAGCUGAUACAAGUGAAAGAAAGGCUAAUUUCAAGUUUAAUCACUCUGUUUUCGAGGACGCUGUUGUCAAACCUUGGUACAGAACAGCAAAUGAACAAUUGCAUUUUUAUGUUGCCAAUAUUUGUGAAAAUUUAAAACCAACAAGUCAGUUUCCCACCGAAGCAUUUCCUACAUUUUAUGAUUAUUAUUUACAGAAGUACAAGAUUCAAAUUACAGAUAAAGAUCAACCUCUUUUAGAUGUUGAUCAUACUUCUGCACGCCUCAAUUUUCUUACACCAAGAUUUGUAAAUCGGAAAGGAAUGCCUUUGCCUAAAAGUACUGAGAAAACUCGUGCGGCCAAAAGAGAAAACCUUGAAUCUAAACAACUUCUUAUUCCUGAACUGUGCAUUGUUCAUCCAUUUUCAGCUUCCUAUUGGAAUAAAGCUGUGUGUCUUCCUAGUAUUUUAUAUCGAGUCAAUCAUCUUCUUAUUGCUGAUCAAUUAAGGCGACAAGUUGCCCUAGACAUUGGUAUUGGAGUAACUAAAGAUGAUCCAGAAUUUUCAUGGCCUACUCUUGACUUUGGAUGGAGUUUAACUGAAGUGUUGAACCAAUCUUUUGAGGAGAAAGAUGAUGAUGAAUAUGAUAUAAAUGUUUCAAGUCCUAAAACUCUGGAAGUCAAACCAUCGAAAAAAAAUAAACCAAGUCCUUCAUCAGCAGCCCCGUUGCCACCUAAAAUUUCUUCACCUCCUGCGCCUGUUGAGGUUAAAAAUAUCUCUACAGAGUCUACACAAAAUAAAGAUGGUUGUGAUGAUUUAUUAAUCGAUACCUUCGAUCCUAACAUUUACAAAGUUGUCGAUGCUGAAGUUGAUGAUGACUUAGGAGAUAUUCCUCCUGUUGGUAAUUGGGAUCAGAAUAGUCAAGAAUUUAAUCAACCAUUUGAAAUUAGUGCCAUCAGUCCAAUCAUCAAUUGGCCAGGACUUGAUGAUGAACCUAGAGUUGUUGAGUUGUCCGAUGAUAAUAAACCCAUAAAGCGCAAGAAAAAUCAGCGGAUGGGAUCGCCAAGUAAUUUUGACCGCAUCGGUGAAAAUAAAAAUUGGGAUAUUAAAGAAUCCGAUCUUAAUUCAGUUAUUGAUCUCGAUAUUCCUGGAUUGAAUUUGAUCUCUACAGCUGUUGGAGUUGAUCUCCAUAAGUUAUCUAAAGAUUUAGAAGAUAUUCAUGCAUUCGAUGAUUUUGAUGAUUCAGAAGAUGAAGAUGAAUUAGGUAGUUAUGAAGAGGAAGCGGACUCUCAUCUUGAUGCGGACCAAUUAUUAAUUCCCGAUUCCGAUGGAGCGGUCAGUGCUGUCAAAGCGAACAUAUCUAGAGACAUUUUGUCUUCUGGCCUUCUUUUAUCUUAUCAAAGUGAACCUGCAAAAGUUUCAGAGGAAUCUUCUUAUUACGAUGAAAUCGAAAUUCCAAGUGAUGAUAUGAUAACUGCAGUUGAAUUGGAUAAAGAAAAGGUUGAAUCUAUUUUUGUAGCUGAUGAAAUCAUCGUUCCUGAUAAAGAUGCUAAUUGUGAUACCAUUGAUAAAACUAUCGACAAAAUCGCUGACAAACUUGAAGAGGCUCUCAAACUCGUCGACCCUGUGACUGUUCUUCCCAACAUCGAGGAAAAAGAUUCACAUGUUAAAGCCAGUGAUAUUGCCAUGAACCUUGAAGAAGGAAAAGCUAGCCCUAGUUUUGGAGAAUUACUUCCAAACAGAGAUGAAUUCGUUUUGAAUGCUGAUAAUAACGGAGAUUCUGUUUUGACCUGUAUUCAUCUCGAUCCAUUAAAUGAGGAAUUUGAUCCGGAAAUUGGCCCAAGUCCAGCUAUGGUCUUACAAGCAUUGACAAUGUCAAAUGCUAGUGAUGGAAUCAAUUUAGAACGUCUUGAAACUGUCGGUGAUUCUUUUCUUAAAUACGCCGUUACUGUGUUCAUGUACUGUCGCUGUCCAGAUCAACAUGAAGGGAUUUUAUCUCAACUCAGAAGUACUCAAAUCAGUAAUUUAAAAUUAUACGAAUUAGGAUCUCAAAAAAAUCUCGGCGAACUAAUGGUUGCCACAAAAUUCGAACCCAGUGAUAAUUGGUUACCACCUGGUUUUAAAAUUCCUGAAAAAUGUUUAAUUGGAUCUCCAAGCACAAGUAAUGAUGAAAAAUUAAUAUCAUUUAAUUGUCUUUUAACUCAACAAUCAAUACCAGAUAAAAGUAUUGCUGAUUGUGUCGAAGCUUUAAUUGGAUCAUUCCUCAUCUCAUGUGGUCCAAGAGGAGCUCUUCUUUUCAUGAAAUGGUUGGGUUUAAUGGUCAUGGAUAAUGUUGAAGAGCCACAAGAAGAAAGUGGACUCUGGCGAUGGCUGAAUCCUAUAAAGCCGCCUCUUUUUCCAAAUGCACCUAAAAUUGAACUUGAUAAUCUAUACUUUUCGCAUGGAUUGGAUCGCUUUGAAAAAGAAAUAAUUCAAUACGAGUUUAAAGAUAAAGCCUAUUUAGUUCAAGCAUUUACUCAUAAUUCAUUUUCUGACAAUCGAGUUACUGACUGUUAUCAACGUCUAGAGUUUUUAGGUGAUGCUGUUCUUGAUUUUCUGAUCACAAGACACUUGUUUGAUGACCCUAGGCAACACUCACCUGGCGUGUUAACAGAUUUAAGAUCGGCAUUGGCAAAUAAUACCUUUUUUGCUUCCCUCGCAGUCGAAUAUGAAUUUCAUAAAUAUUUAAUGUAUAAAACUGCCGACUUGCAUAAAGUUAUUUCUAAGUUUGUCGAAUUUCAUGGAAAUUCAAAUGGAAAAAUCAAGGAUCCAGCGGCUUUUGCGCUGCUGAUAGGAGAAGCUGAUUGUGAACAGCGCGAAGAUAUUGAAGUUCCUAAAGCUUUAGGUGACGUCUUCGAAUCAGUAGCUGGAGCAAUUUUCCUAGACAGUGGAUUUUCUUUGGACACCGUUUGGAGAGUUUACUAUCGAAUGAUGAGACCUGAAAUGGAGUAUUAUAGUAAAAAUCCACCAAAAUCACCUAUUCGUGAACUUCUCGAGAUGAAACCACAGAAAGUUUCAUUCAGUAAACCAGAUACAGUCAAUAUAAAUGGAGUGCCCAAGGUCAAAAUCAGUGUCGAAGUGUUUAACAUUGGUAAAUAUUAUGGCAUCGGACGUAAUAGACGAUUAGCUAAGUACACAGCCGCUAAACGAGCUUUACGUGAUUUGAAAUCAUCAAACAAUUCUCUCAACUAAAUAAUCGUGGAAUAAAUGAAUUUAUUUUAUAAUAUUGAAUUUCAGGCGAUAUUGCCUUUAAAUUGCACAAAAAAAGAAUGAUUUUAUGAAAAUUUUUCAUCUACAUUUGAUACAUAUUAAAUGGUAUAUUAUUAUAUUUCAAAUUCCUGUAUGAUUAAGUAAGUCGCAAGUUCUUAACCUCUUAUCAUUAAACAAUUUUACGGAUAAUUUGGUAUUUA
Messenger RNA from Tetranychus urticae (two-spotted spider mite), 7083 nucleotides. RefSeq names its product Endoribonuclease Dcr-1 (gene Dcr-1). Lineage: Eukaryota; Metazoa; Arthropoda; Arachnida; Trombidiformes; Tetranychidae. The record is from RefSeq and is a predicted model, not a curated record. Gene Ontology annotation, molecular function: protein binding; RNA binding; ribonuclease III activity. Gene Ontology annotation, cellular component: cytoplasm; RISC-loading complex; nucleus. Gene Ontology annotation, biological process: pre-miRNA processing; apoptotic DNA fragmentation; siRNA processing.